Messenger RNA from Penicillium atrosanguineum, 753 nucleotides. RefSeq names its product PDGFA associated 1 family protein. The transcript is spliced from 3 exons. The coding region runs from base 1 to 753 and encodes 250 amino acids. Gene Ontology annotation, molecular function: RNA binding. Lineage: Eukaryota; Fungi; Ascomycota; Eurotiomycetes; Eurotiales; Aspergillaceae. Gene Ontology annotation, cellular component: cytosol. The record is from RefSeq and is a predicted model, not a curated record.
AUGGCGCCCCGCGGUCGUGGAGGAAAGUUCUCCAAGCCCUCCCGAGGAGGAGGCAAGAAGUUCAGUCGAGACCUUCAACCGGUCGAUAAGGACGGCAACUCAGUCGGUCUCUGGCGCGAUCCCGAAGAUGAGAUCAAAUCCUCCAGCGACGAGUCAUCAUCCGAAGAGAGCUCCGAAGAGGAAAGCUCGGACGACGCCGACGCAGGAACCAGCCAAGCCGCCGCCGCCUCAGAGGCAACCCGCGAGGCUCGCAAAGCCGCCGCCAAAGCCAAAAAGCUCGCUGCGCUUGCCAAACGCAAGCAACAAGCCGCUCAGCCCGGCGACCUGCCCCCUUCGGAUUCUGACGAAUCCGAAGAUGAGGGCCUGGGCCUCCCCGCAAACCCCAACCACACCGCCAAGUCCCGCUCACAGCUAGUGAAGAAGGACGAUGAUGAGGAGGAGCCCAAGAAGGUUGUGAAGAAGGAUAUCUCGCAGCUCUCACGACGAGAGCGCGAAGCCGUCCAGGCGCAGCAGGCUCGCGAGCGGUACAUGAAGCUGCACGCAGAGGGCAAGACUGACGAGGCGCGUGCUGAUCUUGCACGGUUGGCUAUUAUCCGUGAGCAGCGUGAGGCGGAGCGGGCUCGUAAGCAGGCUGAGAAGGAGGAGAAGGAGGAGCAAGCCCGUGAGAAAGCUGCGCUUACGAAGGAGCGUGAGGAUAAGUUGCGGGCUGCUGCUUUGGGUAAGCCUGCGCCCAAGAAGGGCAAGAAGAAUUGA